Molecule: messenger RNA, 3131 nt
Organism: Linepithema humile (Argentine ant)
Lineage: Eukaryota; Metazoa; Arthropoda; Insecta; Hymenoptera; Formicidae
Gene: CycA
Product: cyclin A
Biological process (GO): regulation of cyclin-dependent protein serine/threonine kinase activity; mitotic cell cycle phase transition
Cellular component (GO): nucleus; cytoplasm; cyclin A2-CDK2 complex
Molecular function (GO): cyclin-dependent protein serine/threonine kinase regulator activity
Source: RefSeq, a predicted model, not a curated record
UUUCCGUAACGUCCCGCCAGCUGUCGGAAUUACGUUUGUUUGAAAUCAAACGGCAACCGAAGUUGGUUGUCGUGUCGUGCGCGUCCGAUUUCCCGCGGAUCUCUGUCAUGUACGAGCGAUUUUAAGGCGAUCGAGACUACGAGGUUUCGUGGCGCCACACGGAGAAAGCGGGUCGGGCGCGCACUCGUUGUUUUUCGGCUAAAACGGUUUUUCUUACCCCGUGUGUCGUCUCGACAGGGGAGGACACGAUCCUGAUCCUACGAUAUACAGCGUUGUGUACUGAUUUUUUUUUUUCGUACAAACGACUUGGUCGCGUGCCCAGGUACAAUGGCCACGAUGAGGGUACACCAAGAGGAACAGAAGAGCCGCAUUGCCGCCGACCUUCGCGGCCGCGGUAAAGAGAACCUUGUCACGAAUGGGAACACGCAAACGCUGCAACAAACCAAACGCACUGUCCUCGGUGUCUUGCACAAUAAUUGUGCAGGACAUGGAGCGAAAUCGCAGGAGAUCUGCAAGGAUGAGAAGUAUAUCAAAACGAAACCUUUUAUAUCCACACAAACUUUCAAAAUUUAUGAGGAUAAAAAAGAAGAGACGGUCUUUAAGAUUCAUGGAGACAAAAAGGAAGAACCUGUCUUCAAGAUUUAUGAAGACAAAUUGGAAGAAGAGACAUCUGUUAUGCUUAGGGAUUUAACAGAAAAGAAAGAGACAAAAGCUGUGCAAGAAACAGUAGCAAAAUCUGAUAGAGAAAAGCCUAGGUUAGAAGUAGAUACUAUGGCUGCCUCUAGUCUUGCAGAAUUUCGUAAUAGCAUCGAGGAAAUCUAUCAAAGCAAGCAGGAUGAUACUCUUUCGAAAGAUAGUCCUAUGUCUUUGGGGAUGUCAUUGGAGAAGUCUCUGACAUAUAGCAGUUCUUCCAAUGAAGGGAAGAAUGAGUACAGAAACAGAAGAGAAUCUCUUAAGGAAAUGAGAAUUAACUUCUUUGAUGUAGACGAAUACAGGGCUGAUAUAUAUAAUUAUUUACGUGUAACAGAGACAUUACAUAGACCAAAACCUGGCUAUAUGAAGAAACAGCCUGACAUCACGUACACGAUGAGAUCUAUAUUGGUGGAUUGGCUUGUCGAAGUAGCGGAAGAAUAUCGAUUGCAAGAUGAGACGCUGUACUUGACUAUCUCAUAUAUAGAUCGCUUUUUAUCGUAUAUGAGUGUUGUAAGAUCAAAGUUGCAACUUGUUGGAACUGCUGCAAUGUUUAUUGCUGCAAAAUAUGAGGAGAUCUAUCCACCCGACGUAGGAGAAUUUGUAUAUAUCACAGAUGAUACAUAUUCGAAGACGCAUGUGAUAAAAAUGGAGAAUUUGUUAUUGAGAGUGUUAUCGUUCGAUUUAACUGUACCGACGCAUUUCACGUUUAUUAUGGAAUACUGCAUCAGCAAUAACUUGUCGGACAGAGUCAGAUACUUAGCAAUGUACUUGUGUGAACUGUCGAUGCUCGAAGCAGAUCCAUAUCUGCAAUACAUGCCCAGCCACUUGGCCGCAUCCGCAGUGGCGCUCGCGCGACAUACACUGCAAGAGGAAAUCUGGCCGCAUGAAUUGCAACUGUCCACAGGAUACGAUCUGAAAACUCUUAAGGAAUGUAUUUCACACUUGAGCAGAACCUUCUCCAAUGCUCCCAACAUCCAGCAACAAGCGAUACAAGAAAAAUACAGAAACAGCAAAUACGGUCAUGUAUCUCUGCUGUUGCCGCGUAGUACCGAGGCGGUAUCGUGCGAGGACGAUGACGAAGAGGAAAGUGCUUAGUAAAGAAUAUUGGACAAACACAAGAAUAAAAUGAUUUCUUGUGUAUAAAUAAUCAAUAAUGAAUCUCCAUAUAGAGGGGUUCUAUACAUCGAAAAUGAAGGAGGGAAUCAGGGCAAGGCUAACCUACCAUUCCUACAAUAUAGAAGGAAAGCGUAUGAUCGAUUUUUGUUAGCUUGUUUUGAUCUGGUUGAUGUGUUUUGCAAGAGCAAAACUGUCUCUGGCUGUCCCUAUCUUCGUCGCACGUUAUUUUGCAUCAUUGCCCGCGCUUGGGUUGUGACCAAACACAAAUUUUAAUAACUGUUUUGGAACUUUGUCAUUAUAUCAAUGUGCGAGAUUUUUCUAGAAAAAAAUUGCACAUUAUCUAGAAAUUGCCUUUUUGUAAGUAUUUUUUUUUUUUUCUAGAGGAUUGUUAAGACAAUAAGCACUGCCUCCCGCGGUACACGCAAACGGCUAAAAUCGAUUGCAAGUAAAUUAAUAAACUAAUAAGAAAAAUCGAUAAGCAAAGCGAUUUUGUAUUUAUUAUCAUUUUACGGUUAGAUACAUACGCUGGUUAACGAUGGAAAAAGAAAAAAAAAGAAAAAUAGGCAAAUAUGGAAAAAUGGCUUUGAGAUAUUUCCACAAAAUUAAUUAUACGUUUACAUCUACAUUUCGAUCAGUCCAUGUACAGUUAUUUAUUUACAGCAUUCUAGGUAUUGUAAUUAAUCAGAAGCAUAGUUUGCCUUGUUAGAAGUAAGAUGCCUUUUACAUAUAUGUAUCCUUAGAUUGCAUCAUACGAGAGUCAUAAAUUACGCUGUGCAAGAUUAUACUGUCAAUUUUCUCCUGGUCAAACUAUUUUUCACAACGACGUCUACGCUACAAAUGCAGGUGGACUUUCUACGGCCAUUUAUCCGUGAUGCAAUCACAAAUUUACAAUAAUUAAUACACGUGUUCUGACGAUGCAUAUAUUCGAUCAUAUUGACGUACAAUAUUGCACGGCAUAAUUAUUGCAUUUUCAUAACGCAAAAUACCUAGGUGUUCAUCAAAUCCGACAUGCAUGAGAAUAUGUUCAUACGAUUUCAAAUAUAAAUAUAAAAAAUGUUAUGGAAUCAUACACCGUUAAGUGAUUAUACACAUUCAGUUCUGCAUAAAUUGUAAAUUAUAUAUGGUCCGUUCCAUGGUUUCAAAUAGUCGAGUAAACAUGAAGACUUGAAUUUUCUUGGAAUUGUAUCCGUUGCUUAAACGUGAAUGGUUUUAAUUUUUAAAAUAUGCGCUAAAACAUUGGACGUUUGUGGAAAAAAUUCACCGAAGUCUCGUCGCAUACAUUAGAAAUUAGAAAAAAAAAUGUAGGAACGUUAUUGAAUUUC